Messenger RNA from Tuber melanosporum (Perigord truffle), 1083 nucleotides. RefSeq lists its product as uncharacterized. The record is from RefSeq and is a predicted model, not a curated record. NCBI's taxonomy places the organism in Eukaryota, Fungi, Ascomycota, Pezizomycetes, Pezizales, Tuberaceae. Gene Ontology annotation, molecular function: oxidoreductase activity. The transcript is spliced from 8 exons. The coding region runs from base 114 to 956 and encodes 280 amino acids.
UCCCACCUCAUCCCAACUCACCGCUAAGAGCUCCUUCCAUCUACUAACCCUCGCUCCCCCCUCCCAAUCUGUCAAAAACCAUCACAUCAAACAUUGGAAAAUCCCCGAAGAAAAUGUCUACUAGUGCCGGGAGGCUUGAGGGCAAGGCCUGUAUUGUCACAGGUGCUGCUGGUGGUAUCGGACUCGAGACUGCUAUUCUCUUUGCUCAGAAUGGAGGCUCUGUCAUUCUUGCUGAUCUUAAUGAUGUGGGACUUCAGGCAGCUAAGAGAAAGGUUGAGGCAUUAAUUCCAGGCGCUAAGUUCAAGAUAUUCAAAUGUGAUGUUAGCAACGAGGAAAACGUGAAAGCACUGGUUGCAGAAGCCGAUGAAUGGGGUGGUGUUGAUGUGAUAUUUAACAACGCUGGUAUCAUGCACAAUGAUGACGGUGAUGCUAUCUCCACCAGCGAGGAUGUUUGGGACCUCACCCAUAAAAUCAAUGUCAAAGGUGUUUGGUACGGUUGCAAACAUGCCGUCUUGUCGUUCCGCAAGCACAAGAAGACCAAGGGGUCUAUCAUUAACACCGCAUCCGUCGUGGCCCUAGUUGGGAGUGCCACGGCCCAAGUUGCAUAUACUGCCUCUAAAGGUGCAGUUUUGGCGCUUACUCGUGAAUUAGCUAUGGUUCAUGCUCGGGAGGGGUUCCGUUUCAAUUCUCUGUGCCCUGCCCCUCUUAACACGCCACUCCUUCAGGAUUUCCUCGGAGCAGAUCAAGCAAAGCGUGCUCGCCGUGAAAUUCACUUCCCCAUGGGCCGUUUCGGGGAAGCAAUCGAACAAGCACAUAUGGUGGUGUUUCUAGCAAGCGACGAGAGCAGCUUUGUAACUGGGCAGGAAAUGGUGGUGGACGGAGGAAUGACUAAGGCCUAUGUUACCCCUAAGGGCCCGGCUGUCCCACCUCCAUUGAACAAUGCUUUCGACCGGUGAUUAUGUGAUUGGGGGAUUGGGAAAAUACAGAUGUUCCCCGUAGUUAAACAUUGGUAGACCUUUUUUUUUACAGCACUCUGAUGUAGGGGCGUUCGCGGAGCUUGAAAUGGAGACCAUUUUUUCGAAA